Peromyscus leucopus (white-footed mouse) is the source of this 1528-nucleotide messenger RNA. RefSeq names its product SBDS ribosome maturation factor (gene Sbds). Lineage: Eukaryota; Metazoa; Chordata; Mammalia; Rodentia; Cricetidae. The transcript has 5 exons. The record is from RefSeq and is a predicted model, not a curated record. The coding region runs from base 179 to 931 and encodes 250 amino acids. Gene Ontology annotation, biological process: ribosome biogenesis; cytosolic ribosome assembly.
UUUCUUAGCCUUUGCCGGGUUAGCGCUCCGCCCGACGCAGGCGCAGUAGAGCAAGCGGGUGCGUAGGGACUGCCGCUGAGGCGUAGGUCCGCGCGGAGCCGAACACUCCUGGGUCCCACGCGCCGCGGGGUCGUUACAGCCGAGCACUUGGAGAGCCCGAAGUCUGUGAGCAGCCGCCAUGUCGAUCUUCACCCCGACCAACCAGAUCCGACUGACCAAUGUGGCCGUGGUGCGGAUGAAGCGGGCAGGCAAGCGCUUCGAAAUCGCCUGCUAUAAAAACAAGGUCGUCGGCUGGCGGAGUGGCGUGGAAAAAGACCUUGAUGAAGUUCUGCAGACCCACUCAGUGUUUGUAAAUGUUUCCAAAGGUCAGGUCGCCAAGAAGGAGGACCUCAUCAGUGCAUUUGGGACAGAUGACCAGACUGAAAUCUGCAAACAGAUUCUGACUAAAGGAGAAGUUCAAGUGUCAGAUAAAGAACGGCACACACAGCUGGAGCAGAUGUUUAGGGAUAUUGCAACCAUUGUGGCAGACAAGUGUGUGAACCCAGAAACAAAAAGGCCCUACACGGUUAUCCUUAUCGAGAGAGCCAUGAAGGACAUCCACUACUCGGUCAAACCCAACAAGAGCACAAAGCAGCAGGCUUUGGAAGUGAUAAAGCAGUUAAAAGAGAAGAUGAAGAUCGAGCGUGCCCACAUGCGCCUGCGCUUCAUCCUGCCCAUGAAUGAGGGCAAGAAGCUGAAGGAGAAGCUGAAGCCGCUGAUGAAGGUCGUGGAGAGUGAGGACUACAGCCAGCAGCUGGAGAUAGUAUGUCUCAUCGACCCAGGCUGCUUCCGAGAAAUCGAUGAGCUAAUAAAAAAGGAAACCAAAGGCAAGGGUUCUCUGGAAGUGCUCAGUCUGAAAGACGUGGAAGAAGGAGAUGAGAAAUUCGAAUGACAUGACACUCUCCAGCUCCUCUGCUGGAGCACGACAGAGGACUUUGUUCCCAACAGCAGCAGUUGUUUCUGUGACCGGCCAAAAGCCCUGCUCAAGCAACGUGCCACUUUCCAAUCUUGUGUUAAACAUUUACCUAGGUACUGGGUGUUUCUGUUGUAAACUGGGGUUUCCAGCAAAAAAAUGACAAUCCCAAAAUACAGUGUCCAGAACAGCUCUUCACUGCUGUCUAUGCCUUUAUAGUUCCGCAGGAAAGGUCAGAGAUGCUGGGGGAUAAGAAGGCAGAUUUAGAAUGUGAUAGAUCAUUGGAGAGAAGUCUGUGUGACAAAGAGGAGUGUUUGCUGGGACAAAGAUGUGGUGCUGUUGCAUAAUGAAGUCCAGGUCAGGGGUGUGAGCUUGGAGACUUCCUGGUUCUCUAUAUACAGACAUAUAAUGACUAGGGAAAUUUUGAAUUUUCAACAAACAUGGUACCACAACUGACUUAGAUUAUUCUUGGUAAAAUAUAUAAAGUCAUUAAUACUAAUCCUAAAAAAAGUUUAUAAUAUAUGUUAGUAUAGCUAAAAUUAUACGUAAUCAAUAAAACCUAUUUUUUUUAAGCUC